UCUGUAUCCUGACCCGGAAGUAAUGCUAGCAGUGUUAGUGGCGUGAAAUAGGAACUGUGUUCGUGCCAUAUUAAUGUUUGACAGUUCCGAACUGUAGCGGUAGAUGUAUCCAUGAUGCCGCAUCAACUGUUAUACUGAAAGUGUUAGCAGGAAUCUGACAGUGGAGACAUGGUGGGCUACGACCCCCGGGCUCAGGGCUCAGCUCUCUCCCCAGAGGAGGCCGCCCUGGCUGGGUCAGCUGCUGGGAUGGUCACCCGGGCCCUCAUCAGCCCCUUGGACGUGCUCAAGAUCAGAUUUCAGCUUCAGAUUGAGCAUGUGUCUUCCCCCAUGGGGAAGUACCGGGGAUUAUUUCAAGCGACCCGCUGCAUUUACUCAGAGGAGGGGGUCUCUGCGUUCUGGAAGGGCCACGUCCCUGCUCAGCUCCUCUCCAUCUGCUUCGGAGCCGUGCAGUUUGCCAGUUUUGAGCUUCUGACGGAGGCGGUCCACAACUCGACGCUGUAUGACAGCCAGACGGCAGGAGUUCACUUCCUGUGCGGGGGUCUUGCUGCCUGCUCUGCCACAGUGGUCUGCCAGCCUCUGGACAUACUGCGCACACGCUUUGCAGCUCAGGGACAAACCAAGGUGUACAGGAACCUGCGUCACGCUGUGUUCACCAUGUGGCGCUCAGAGGGAGUGCUGUCAUUUUACCGCGGACUAUCUCCAACACUGCUGGCGGUGUUUCCGUACGCAGGGCUGCAGUUCUUCUUCUUCAAUGUCUUUAAGAAACUGUUGCCUCCUCCAACCACAGCUGGAGACUCAGCAGGGAAGGGACUCCUGGGAAGCCUGGUCUGUGGGAGUGGAGCUGGAAUGAUUAGCAAAACCCUCACAUACCCAUUUGACCUCUUCAAGAAGAGACUGCAGGUGGGCGGCUUUGAAGCAGCCAGAGUGCACUUUGGACAGGUGCGCAGUUACAGAGGCCUGGUGGACUGCGCGGUGCAAAUAGGCAAAGAUGAGGGUGUCCGAGGCUUCUUCAAAGGCCUCUCUCCGAGCCUGGUGAAGGCCGCGCUGUCUACAGGCUUCACCUUUUUCUGGUAUGAAGUUUUCCUCAUCGCCAUGCACAGCCUCAAACAGAGACAGAGAACAAACGGCUCCCCCAUAGGCCUCGAGGAAAGAUAGUGACAGGAGAGACGGCUCAAUCCCGCACAUCAGAACACAUCACACAUCCUUCUUCAUUCUCACUUCAAAUAUUUAUUAACUGGGUCGGUUUUCAGUGGUGGUUUACAUCUCAUUUAUUUAUUUCUGUGCUGUCAUUACAGCGUGGGAUGUACAAACAUUGUUUUUUUUUUAUAUGUAUUUCAUAUUUGACAGGGGUUCUGAGGGGUAUGGACACUUUCUUUUAGAUAUAUAUAUCGUUAUAACAUUUUCUUGUCAAAGUGCUCAUUUUAAUGACGUUAACUCAUUACAUUGCAAAUGGGGUGUUCACCAACAUUGUUUUGAUAGUGUUUUCAUGUGUAAUAUUUAUUUUAUUAUGCACUUAUUAUGUGUUAAGCAGACACCCUGUGGACUGCUAAUCAAGAGUUCAGUUUGUUUGUCCUGCUGAGUUAAACUCCUCAAAGCUGUUAUCUCUGUAUGUCUAUGUCCAGAAUUAUUUUUCUAAUUAAAGUUUUUCAUAAAAUCUGA
Messenger RNA from Trematomus bernacchii (emerald rockcod), 1659 nucleotides. RefSeq names its product solute carrier family 25 member 19 (gene slc25a19). The record is from RefSeq and is a predicted model, not a curated record. Gene Ontology annotation, molecular function: thiamine transmembrane transporter activity. The coding region runs from base 169 to 1155 and encodes 328 amino acids. Gene Ontology annotation, biological process: thiamine pyrophosphate transmembrane transport. The transcript has 7 exons. Lineage: Eukaryota; Metazoa; Chordata; Actinopteri; Perciformes; Nototheniidae. Gene Ontology annotation, cellular component: mitochondrial inner membrane.